ACAGCUCGUGGUUUCCUUUUGGCAGAAUGAGUGGGGCUGCGUUCCCGUCACCAGCUGCUGAGAUGGCAGAAAUCAAUCGCCUUCAGUAUGAGAUGGAGUACACCGAAGGGAUCAGUCAGCGCAUGAGGGUCCCAGAGAAACUCAAAGUGGCUCCUCAGAAUGCUGACCUUGAGAAGAGCGUCCCAGAAGGAUUUCCAAAUGCCAGUGUAACUAUGCAGGUUCCAGAGCGGAUUGUAGUGGCAGGUAAUAGUGAAGACAUUCCACUUUCCAGACCUCCAGACCUUGACCUUCUUCAGUCUACUCCAUUCAAACCACUGGCAUUGAAAACUCCUCCCCGUGUUAUUUCUCUCAGUGAUCGACCACUAGAUUUUUUGGACUUAGAAAAACCUCCACAACAGACCCCUCAAAAUGAAGAGGUUCGUUCAGUGGGAAGACUGAAGAGAGAACGUUCCAUGAGUGAAAAUGCCACUCGACAGAAUGGCCAGCUGGCCAGAAAUGAUUCCAUGUGGCACAGAUCAGAUACUGUCCCAAGAAAUAAAAUGCCACGGUUCCAGUCACCUCUUUCGACUAAGGAUUGCACAAAGUGCUGAAACAAUGACUGCUUGGGACUGAAUGUGAAAACUGAUCAGAAAUUUUAAAUGAAAUUGUAUUGAAGACUAAGAACAUUCCUCUACCAAUUGAAAAGAUAAGGGUGUAACUGCAAUUUCUGAUAAGUAGUCUUGUUCACUGUGAGAGAAUUAUUUUUGUGUCAUCUUGGCUGGUUUGUGUAUCAGAUGUUUUCUUAACUAAAUUGCUUUUCCAUGGCUUCUGAUGUAGUCCAAGGGACUACUGCAUGCUUAUAGAUGAGUAAUCUUGAAACAGGAGCACACGGGAAGAAUUCAGCUUCUCCUUUGGCCCCUGCAUCCCGUAUUCACUAACUCUGAGAUUUGAGCCCUUUACUUAAUUAUUCUUGCUUUCAGAAAGGAAGAAAGGUCUCUCCUAAAGUGUGUACUUCAGAAGGAUAACAAAAUUAGCAGUAGUCCUUAUGGAGAAAAUUUGAAUAAUUUAAUGUAGCUGUGCAGUUUAUUUCAUGUCCAGGAGGAAAUAUAUUCAAAUUAAGAAAUGCAUUUUUCUCUAGUAAAAAGAACUCUUGAAUCAAGUAACCUCUUUAAGCUGCCUAUAAACCAAUGACCAUAGAGUAUUUCAGUGAAUUAGGAACUACCUAGUUCUGCAGUCUUCUUUUUUCCUUUCCCCUUACUGUAGACUUUCUACAUGUGACUUUCUUCUAGAGAAUUCUGUGUAGUUUUAGUUCAGUAGUUGUUUGUUUUUUGUUUGUAAUUUUUCAGUAUCUACAUAAUACUCUGCAAAUAACAUUACUAGGGUUAUUUUCAAUAAAAGUAUUCUGGACAGUGUGAAUUCUACAAUAUUUUAUGGCUUUCCAUAUGUUUAUAUGCUGUCACUUUUUUUUAAAGCUCUCAUUCAGCCUAAUAUCUGAGAUGAUGAACAAGGAAAAUUAGCUUUAAUAUAAAGACAUAUUAUAACUUCAAGCCUUGAGCUCUUUUUUCCUUUCCUUCAAGCUGAUAAGUUCAUACAGGAAUAGAAAAUCUCAGGAAUUUACUUCAGUGACAAUAUUUUCCAGCUUCAAGUGAUUUUCUUCUACUGACUAUUGGGAUUUCCAAUGCAAUUGAAGAAAUAAAUUUGUGGCUGUGACCACUACUACUGAUGGCAAAAUAGAAAUCAUCAUAAAUAUGAAAGAGAGAUCAAUUCUACAACUCAUAGAGAAAAAUAAAAUAUAGAAAUAAAUGUUCAUUCUUAUUUUUUUUUUUUUACUUUUGGCUACACUUACUCUGCAGCAACAUGAGAAGGUAUUUGCAUUUUAGCUGAUAAAUAAUGACUAAUAUCAGUCAAGCACCAGCCACUGCUAUCUUUGCAUGUCUCUAGAAGCUUGGGAUGGCUUUAACUGUUCUGUGGUAGAAGUGACAUCUGCGUAACGUGCUUUGAAUCUCUUCUCAAUUAAAUUUUCUUUCUUACUCAGUUUUGUAGUCUUGCUGCCAGCCAGUCACAAAGCAGCUCUAUUCAAAACAAAGCAUUAAAGGGCUGUGACCCACCUAAAAAUUAUCCACAUUUCAAACCUAUUUCCAAUUGCUCAACCACUCAGGCUUUGAUUAAUUUCAUAAAAAUGCUAACAAAAGUGAGAAGAUUGGCAUUCUAACUCUGGUAACUUUGCCACUUCUAUUUUGCAUCAACAGUUCAAGGAGUGUUGAAAUAAGAAUGUUAAUCUUGGAAUAGAAACUAUCCUAAAAUUUAAAGGGUACAGUGAUGCACACUUGUAUGUAUGUGUUAAUGUGAAUGAGAAAGCUAACAAAAGUGACUUCCUCUUUAAAAAAAAAAAAAA
Molecule: messenger RNA, 2374 nt
Organism: Meleagris gallopavo (turkey)
Lineage: Eukaryota; Metazoa; Chordata; Aves; Galliformes; Phasianidae
Source: RefSeq, a predicted model, not a curated record